CCCUCGAGCCGCCACCAUGCUGCCGCCCGCGCCCUCCCGCCUAGGGCUGCUGCUACUGCUGCUCUUGUGCCCAGCGCACGUCGGCGGACUGUGGUGGGCCGUAGGCAGCCCGUUGGUCAUGGACCCUACCAGCAUCUGCCGGAAGGCUCGGCGACUGGCGGGGCGGCAGGCCGAGUUGUGCCAAGCGGAGCCGGAAGUGGUAGCCGAACUGGCCCGAGGCGCCAGGCUCGGGGUGCGAGAGUGUCAAUUCCAGUUCCGCUUCCGCCGCUGGAACUGCUCCAGCCACAGCAAGGCCUUCGGGCGCAUCCUGCAGCAGGAUAUCCGGGAAACGGCCUUUGUGUUUGCCAUCACCGCGGCUGGCGCCAGUCACGCGGUCACGCAGGCCUGCUCCAUGGGUGAGCUGCUGCAGUGUGGCUGCCAGGCACCCCUAGGACGCCCCCCGCCUCGGCCUCCCGGCCUGCCUGGCACCCCCAGGCCCCCAGGCCCCGCGGGCUCCCCCGACAGCAGCGCCGCCUGGGAGUGGGGAGGCUGCGGCGACGACGUGGACUUCGGAGAUGAGAAGUCGAGGCUCUUUAUGGACGCGCAGUACAAGCGGGGACACGGAGACAUCCGUGCGCUGGUGCAACUGCACAACAACGAGGCUGGACGGCUGGCGGUGCGGAGCCACACGCGCACUGAGUGCAAGUGCCACGGCCUGUCUGGCUCAUGCAUGCUGCGCACCUGCUGGCGGAAGCUACCCCCGUUCCGCGAGGUGGGCGCAUGGCUGCUUGAGCGCUUCCACGGCGCCUCGCGCGUCAUGGGCACCAACGACGGUAAGGCCCUGCUGCCCGCCGUGCGCACGCUCAAGCCGCCCGGCCGCGCCGACCUUCUCUACGCCGCCGACUCGCCCGACUUCUGCGCUCCCAACCGGCGCACCGGAUCGCCAGGCACGCGUGGCCGCGCCUGCAACAGCAGUGCCCCGGACCUCAGCGGCUGCGAUCUGCUGUGCUGCGGCCGCGGGCACCGCCAGGAGAGCGUGCAGCUGGAGGAGAACUGCCUGUGCCGCUUCCACUGGUGCUGCGUUGUGCAGUGCCACCGCUGCCGCGUGAGCAAAGAGCUCAGCCUCUGCCUCUGACCCGCCGCGGAGCUCUCCAGACCGCGCGCGGACACCGCCUCUUGGCGCCUGAGAGAUCGCUGGGCUCCAACAGGGGGCGUUACCCGCACUCUGCCUCUCCCUGCGAUAGUCCAUCUUCCAGGCCUCUGGAGACUGAGACCCGGCAUUUGUGAUGCACACUGCCCACGAAGGCUCAGGGCACUAGAGGAGCCCUGAGAGCCGCUCUGGGGGUUCCUUGGGGAGACCCUACGGGCCCUCUCUUUCCUUGACCCCCAAGUGUAAACCAGAGAGCCAACCCCUAGGAUUCUGGAUGUGAGGCUCCUCAGAACUGUUGACAUGAAAUGGGUGGGUGAGGUUAGUAUCAAUAAAGAUAUUUAAGUCAAUACGACUGGAUCCAGAGUUUGGGUGGAGGGCUGGGUCUCCUGCGGGCUCUGGAAGAGCUGUGUGAGGGAAGGUGGUUUUGAUAGCACUGGCAUCUCAGGGGUCACCAUCCUGGGUUCCCAUAUUUCCCCCCACCAGGUUGGGCUCUCCUGAAUACCAUUUCUCUCUUCCUUGGCACUCUUCUGGUUCACCCUUCUCACACUUGUAGGACUUAGAUCUGUGAGCUGGGGAAGAACUAGCAAUCCUUUAAAGGAUAGAGAAAAGGCCUGGGGAAAGGGGACCAAAAGCCUCUGUCUCAGGCCAGGCUUCACCUUCAUUUCUAGGAGAUUGUGACACUUUUAUCUGCCCUUCUGUUUCUGUGUCCCCUGGGGAAUCCGAGGACAGACUUAAUAAAAUAAUAGACUUUAUUUUCUAGAGAAGUUCUUGGUUUAUAGAAAAAUUGCAUAGAAUGUACAAUGAGUUCCAAGAUACCUACACCACACUUUCCCUAGUAUUAACACCUAGCAUUAGUGUGGUAGGUUUGUACAAUUAAGGGACCAAUAUUGAUCCAUUAUUAUUAACAACAGCCCAAAGUUUAGCACAGGGUUCACUCUUCGUGUUGUGCAGUUCUGUGGGUUUGGACAGAUGCGUAAAAUCGCAUAUUCACCAUGACAGUAACA
Messenger RNA from Loxodonta africana (African savanna elephant), 2133 nucleotides. RefSeq names its product Wnt family member 6 (gene WNT6). Gene Ontology annotation, molecular function: cytokine activity; frizzled binding. The transcript has 4 exons. Lineage: Eukaryota; Metazoa; Chordata; Mammalia; Proboscidea; Elephantidae. The record is from RefSeq and is a predicted model, not a curated record. Gene Ontology annotation, biological process: canonical Wnt signaling pathway; neuron differentiation; multicellular organism development. The coding region runs from base 17 to 1114 and encodes 365 amino acids. Gene Ontology annotation, cellular component: extracellular region.